This is a messenger RNA of Poeciliopsis prolifica (blackstripe livebearer), 1048 nucleotides long. RefSeq names its product chromosome unknown C11orf65 homolog (gene cunh11orf65). The transcript has 9 exons. The record is from RefSeq and is a predicted model, not a curated record. Bases 124 to 930 code for a protein of 268 amino acids. Lineage: Eukaryota; Metazoa; Chordata; Actinopteri; Cyprinodontiformes; Poeciliidae.
UUUUUUGUCACCUCUGGGGGAGCUGUGUUUUUUUUGUUUUGUUUGUUUUUUGUGUGUUUGUUUGUCUGUUUUUAUUUGUUUUUUAAAGUUGCCUUUUUUUUAAGUUGUCUCUGAGAGGUUUUCAUGGCAACCCCCAGUCUCCAGAAAGUGGACCUCGAGAGGAGUCAAAGGGACCAAGCAGCAAAAAUACUCCAGAGGGGCUGGAGAAGAUAUGUGUGCAAAGAAGUCUUCAGGCAUGUCAAGAGGAUGAUCGGCCAAUGCUACCGGCAAGAUCCUAAGUCACUUCUGAAAACCGUCAAUCCUCGAGAGGCAGAGCUGCUCGAUCCUGCGGCCGGUGUGUUCAUCCGAUUUCGACUAGGAGGGGUCAGUUUUCCUCCCCAGGUGUACUACAAGAUCUUCACCUACCGGCCUAUUGUGGAUGUAUGUGCAAGCAGCCCCAAGAACUACAAUCAGCUCCUGCGCAUGAGGCAUCUGACUGAGGAGAGAGAUCCGACUCUGCUCACAACGGACCAAACGGAUUGGUACCAACGUGUGGAGAACAACAACUGGAGGAUCUUCUCUUGCAAAUUUAUUGCUAAGCAAGAAUUUGUGGAUAGUAUUGUGGUCAAACAGAUAGACUUUCAUCCGUCGAAGUUGCAGCGGAUAGAAGAUUUGAGGAAAUGGAGGAAAAGGAGGAAGAUAGAGUGGUUGAAGCGGAUGUACAGAGACGGCCAAGAGGAAGAGGAGCAGAAGCAGUCUGAGUUGUUGACAGUGGCGAAGAAAACAGUGAAGGACGUGAUGCACUCUAUCGAAGAUAGAGGAGAAGAUGAAAUACUGGACUGGGAGCUGGACGAAAUAUUAGCUUGGACUAGCAGCCUCAACUUUGAGGAUUACUGGGAACAGUGGAAAUGCCAGGCCUGCAGUGAGACAUCGGAGAUGACCAAAGGUUAACAAAUGUCUUUUGUGAACCUUUGACACAAGAUCGUCCAACAAUAUCGCCAGUGGAUCUGACUCACCUCGGAGCUCCACUAACUUAGAAUAAAAAUCAGAAUGGCAACUGGACUCUGUC